Molecule: messenger RNA, 282 nt
Organism: Knipowitschia caucasica
Lineage: Eukaryota; Metazoa; Chordata; Actinopteri; Gobiiformes; Gobiidae
Source: the annotation of a GenBank genome assembly
AUGUCCAACACUGUGGAUCAGAUGAACGUCGUGCGCCCAUAUAAAUCCGCCACAAACAACACACGACGGGGCAGAAGAUAUCCAUAUGUCGGAUGCAGCGAUAAACCUCUGCCUUUACAGUCCUGGAUUGAGGUGGACAACUGCUCCAUAGGUGUUGACAGAAGCACGGACCACCCCCCUGCUAACUCUCCUCGCUCACACACGCCCCCAGAGGUUUACCUGGACAGGGGGAGAGACGCAAAGGACCAGCAUGUGCAGCAGUGUGUCCUCACCUCUCCUUGA